AUGGCUCACCGGGAAAGGAGAAUCAUUAGCCUUGAAAUAUCCAAAUCUCCUCUUGAAAUCGACCGGGUUCAAGGCGGUGGCGACAACCUUAAUCAAGACCUCAUCGUCCUUCACCUCCGGAAUCUAGGUUCUGCCCGUCGCAUAGCGGCGACGGCUCUGGGACGACGUGCUGGAGCCGACGGAGGCCGCGCAGGAGAGGGGCACCGACUGCUGAUUGGGUCUCGCUCGACAGCGCCUUUGUUGUUGGCGAGGAGGGCGUGGAUCUGGUCGUCGGAGGGCUUGAGGCCGAGAGACCAGAGGAGUGUGGCGAGCUCGAGCUGGGUUGAUAUUUUCGCCACUCUGGUUAUUCCACGCGGUCGUGGCAAGAGGCAGAUUCUCGUUGCCUGCCCCAUCUAUGCCUCAUGGCCGAUAUCUGUAAAUUUGAAGAUUGUAUUUUUGCCUCUGAUUGCACUAGAAAUUGCAAUUCUGGUUGAUAACAUUAGGAUGUGUAGGGCUCUUAUGCCUGGAGAAGAAGAAAAUAUUACUGACGAAGCAAUAUGGGAAACUCUUCCUCAUUUCUGGGUCUCAAUUUCGAUGGUCUUUUUCAUUGCUGCAACAACAUUUACGCUUCUGAAGCUAUGCGGUGACGUAGCCGCUCUUGGUUGGUGGGAUCUAUUCAUCAAUUAUGGUGUUGCUGAGUGCUUUGCCUUUCUCAUUUGUACAAAGUGGUACAAUCCUGCAAUUCAUAGACGCCCGCAUCUAACAGCGGCAUCGUCAUCUUCAAUGAGUUUCAGACACCUUAGCUGGAAUAAUGGCUUCUUGGUAUCUACAACAGAAGAUCAUCAAGAUAAUAGAAUAUGUAGCUUGCACGACAUUGGGGGCCAUGUCAUGAAGAUCCCAUUUGUCGGUUUUCAGGUCAUGCUCUUCAUGUAUUUGGAGGGAACUCCGCCAGGUGCGAAAUAUAUUCCGAUUCCACUUUUGUUUUCUCCUCUUUUGCUGCUGCAAGGAGCCGGGUUCUUGUUUGCAAUAUACAGGCUUUGCGAGAAAAUCAACCUCUUACUGCAUGAUGAUGUUGAUACCGGAAGCACUUUUAGACUACCUGCAUCCACUUAUGAUUAUAUGGGGUUUUUGCGUCGUGGAUCGAGGUUAAAAACUGAAAAAAUCCUGUGCCGAGUAUGCUUUGACGAGCACAUAAAUGUAGUUUUGCUGCCUUGUAGGCAUUAUGUUCUUUGCAGCUCGUGUUGUGAAAAGUGCAAGAGAUGCCCGAUCUGCCGUGUAUACGUUGAAGAACGAUUGCUGGUGUAUGAUGAUAGAACAAGGAAUGCUCGGAUAUUUCAAGGGGAGACUUCAUUAGAACUGCAACUGGUUGAAAAGGCAAAGUUAGAAUGGUUGGAGUUUGACAAUAUCAAGUUUGGCAGAGGGCUCUGCAUGGAAAAAGCUGCUUUUGAUGAGAAUCAAGGGAUAGGGGAGCUUGCUCAAGCUGCCUUCUGCUUCUCUCUCAGUGGUCUGGAAAGUACAAGGCUCUGCUUUUUUGACAGCUCAGAGGUGGCAAAUUGGACCAACUCCAGGGAUGCAUCUCAGAUGCAACCAAUGGAGGAUAUUCUGUUUGAAAUUCGAGCUUGCCUAGAGCAGGGUUUGAAGAUGGGCUGGGAAAGAGUGCUUCAGCUGGGAUAUUAA
Molecule: messenger RNA, 1656 nt
Organism: Striga asiatica
Lineage: Eukaryota; Viridiplantae; Streptophyta; Magnoliopsida; Lamiales; Orobanchaceae
Source: the annotation of a GenBank genome assembly